This is a messenger RNA of Lactuca saligna, 399 nucleotides long. The record is from the annotation of a GenBank genome assembly. NCBI's taxonomy places the organism in Eukaryota, Viridiplantae, Streptophyta, Magnoliopsida, Asterales, Asteraceae.
AUGAGCGUAAACAGGAUGGAUGAGAAGCAGAGGGUAUGUGGAAUCCAAAUCAAGAAAGGUUUGUUGGGAAGAAGAAGUUCGGUGGAGACGAUUGUCCUGUUGGAACUUGAAACCUGGAAAUGGAAAAAGCUGAGGUUUCGUCUAUCUACUAUUGCACCGAUUCUCCAACGUUCCACCUUCCUCAUUUGGCAAACACAGAGAGGGGGAAAGGGAAAAAGGAUUCUUGAUCAUGUCUCUUAUCUUCUCCCGUAUUAUGAUUUCCAAUUACCCUACACUUCACGGAAGCCAACACAUUCAUAUACAUUGAGACAAACACACGAAUUGAAGCAGAGCCACAUUUUCAUGCUUGCUAAAUUCUCUUCUCUUUUUCUGUUACACGAUUUGUCGAUGAAUAUGUAA